Messenger RNA from Ziziphus jujuba (common jujube), 618 nucleotides. RefSeq names its product protein FAR1-RELATED SEQUENCE 9-like. Bases 1 to 618 code for a protein of 205 amino acids. The transcript is spliced from 2 exons. Gene Ontology annotation, molecular function: zinc ion binding. The record is from RefSeq and is a predicted model, not a curated record. Lineage: Eukaryota; Viridiplantae; Streptophyta; Magnoliopsida; Rosales; Rhamnaceae.
AUGGAAAAGCAAAUGGCUAAGAUUUACACACGCAAGAUUUUUCUUAAGUUUCAAGAUGAGUUGUGGCAAAGCUUAGUAACAAUGCCACAACUUGUGCAUGAAAAUGAUACACAUAAAGUGUAUAUGGUCGAGAGCGGUCCUCAUGAAAAUGGUCAUAGAGCUCGGGAAAUUGCUUAUGACAAAGGUUCGAACUAUGCAUCUUGCAGUUGUAAGAAGUUUGAGAGUCAAGGAAUACCAUGUAAGCAUAUUUUGGCAUUUUUGCGACUCUUUGGUAAUAUUCCCUUGCCAAAUAACUUGCUGCAGAAGUCAUUGAUAAAGCCAACAGAUGAGGAGUCAAGUGCAAUUGUGAGUGAUAGUCUGAAAGGUUUGCUUGAGAAGCUUAACUCUGCAGGUGGCAGCAAGAAGAGUGGAGGGAUGUCUGCAAAACAUAGUAAUGUUUGUGACACAAGUUUGAAAGAUCCAUCUCAAGUGAGGGCAAAGGGAUGUGGACGAAGAUUAAAAAGGGGGAAAGAGAUAGCAAUUAAAACCGCAAAGUAUAGAGGUCGACGUUGCAAUGGAUAUGAAAAAAUUGGAGAAUCACAUGACAAAAGAAAUUAUCCAAUCCUCAACAGUCAGUAA